AUGAAAGUAAGAUGUGCUCACUACAUACAUAGAUUGAGACACAGGUGCUUCCUGUUCUCUCUGUCUCUGCUGGUGGUCUGUCUGCUCAAGCUGGUCUACAUUAAAGUGACCGUGAGGGACAGUGUCUACAUUGAACCCUAUGGUAUCACUGUCAGCAUAUCCGGAAUCCACAACCACAGAUAUGACAUCAACUGCACUGCCAUUUACGAGCUUGACCCUGUGGAGAUAGGCAAAGCUCUCGAGAUAAAGCAGAAAAUCACCGUUGAUGUGGAUGAUUAUAGCACUGUGAGUUUGACCUCAGACUGUCAAACAUUUAUUAAAACAAGGGCAUACAAUGAGGUUCCAGUGUCGGGUGCAGAGCGGAGCUUCCCCUUGGCUUACUCUCUGGUGGUGCAUAAGAAUGCACCCAUGGUGGAGCGUAUUCUUCAUGCCAUCUAUGCCCCUCAUAAUAUCUAUUGCAUUCACUAUGAUCAGAAGUCCUCUCCAGCGUUUAUAAAGGCCAUUAAAAACCUGGCCCACUGUAUUCCAAAUGUGUUCAUUGCCUCAAAAUUGGAAUCUGUGGAAUAUGCCCACAUCAGCAGGCUUAAUGCCGACCUCAACUGCCUCUCUGACCUGCUAAGGUCAGAGGUCAAGUGGAAGUAUGUUAUCAAUUUGUGUGGCCAGGAUUUUCCUCUCAAGUCAAACUAUGAACUGGUAAUGGAGCUGAAGCAACUGAAUGGCAGUAACAUGCUGGAGUCCAGCCGUCCCAGUGAACUCAAGAAACAGCGCUUCUGCUUCCGGCAUGAGCUGAAAAAUGUGCCUUAUGAGUAUCGUCGUAUCCCUGUCAAAACCACCGUGGCCAAAGAUGUUCCUCCUCAUGGUAUCGAGAUGUUCAUCGGAAGUGCAUAUUUUGUCCUGUCAUGGGAUUUUGUGAAUUACAUUAGCAGCAGCCAGGUGGCAAAGGACUUUCUGGCAUGGUCUGCUGACACAUACUCACCAGAUGAACACUUCUGGGCCACCCUUGUCAGGAUUCCUGGGGUUCCAGGACACAUUGCCAGGUCAGAAGCAGACAUUACAGAUCUGAGGAGUAAGACACGACUAGUCAAAUGGAACUAUUUAGAAGGAAAUCUUUACCCAGCCUGCACAGGUACUCAUAUGCGGAGUGUUUGCAUCUACGGAGCUGCUGAACUUCGCUGGCUUCUUAACUAUGGCCACUGGUUUGCUAACAAAUUUGACCCCAAAGUGGACCCGAUCCUGAUUAAGUGUUUGGAGGAAAAGCUGAUGGAAAAACACCAGUACAUGUCAACAUGA
Molecule: messenger RNA, 1290 nt
Organism: Lates calcarifer (barramundi perch)
Lineage: Eukaryota; Metazoa; Chordata; Actinopteri; Centropomidae
Gene: gcnt4a
Product: glucosaminyl (N-acetyl) transferase 4a
Exons: 1
Coding region: 1-1290 (429 amino acids)
Cellular component (GO): membrane
Molecular function (GO): acetylglucosaminyltransferase activity
Source: RefSeq, a predicted model, not a curated record